GAGGUUUAAGGUUUCCGCGUUAAAGAGAAUGGAUAAAAAUAAGCCCCACUAUGCUGUAGUAGCGGGACUGUGUGCCUCUUUUUCCAGUUUGUUCGGCAAAUUAACAUCUAACAGCGAACGUGUUGCACAAAACAUUGGCCUACCAGGAUGGCACCUACUGGCACAGGUUCUAUGUGUGGCCGUCAUGAUCCUGCUCAACGCUUGCGUGUGGCGGUUUUUCGUUAAAGCCCUCCACACGGGCUCCGGAUCAUCGCUGGUGGCUUCACUGGCCAGUGCGGCAACGAAUUAUGUCGCCUCGGCAAUUUUAGGAUGGCUUAUUUUCGAUGAACAAACGACCAUCGUUUGGUGGAUCGGCACCUCGCUCGUGCUCGCUGGAUUGCUUCUACUCAUCACCGGAACUGACCAGGAAGAUCAGCAGCGAAAGAGGUCGGAUGGGAAAGUGGAAUAA
Messenger RNA from Anopheles bellator, 448 nucleotides. RefSeq names its product transmembrane protein 42. The transcript is spliced from 3 exons. Lineage: Eukaryota; Metazoa; Arthropoda; Insecta; Diptera; Culicidae. Bases 29 to 448 code for a protein of 139 amino acids. The record is from RefSeq and is a predicted model, not a curated record.